This is a messenger RNA of Prunus mume (Japanese apricot), 1772 nucleotides long. The record is from RefSeq and is a predicted model, not a curated record. Lineage: Eukaryota; Viridiplantae; Streptophyta; Magnoliopsida; Rosales; Rosaceae.
CUCUCUCUCUCUCAUUUUGAGUUUUGUUGAGAUCAAGGGAUUUUUCGUGCUUUUUCGGAUCUCGAAUGUUCGCAGUUUCGGUGUUUUUACCAGCGUUCUUCUUGUGAUUUGAGGCUAGGAUUGUGAAACAUUUGCUACUGGCGCUGUCGCCAUUGAUUUUCAUUGGGUUUCUGAUGUGCAGUGUUUGCAUUCCUCAUGCUUAGAACAUGUCGACUUUAAUUGCUAGCAUUGCCAUCGAUCAAAUUCCUUUUCCCCCCCUUCUAAACGAGUGAUUGUUGUGCUGCAACAGUAAAGUUUCAAACUUGCAGUGCUUCCAUUGUGAUUUUUGAAGAAGACAACGUUCCACUACAUAUUAAACUUUGAAGCCGAUCUUCCAGUCCGGUCAGUGAUGUCGCUCAAAAAAAUAUUUCACGAGCUACUGGAGCUUAGAGAUGACAUGGGGAAAAAAUCAAGAAGGGCAGAGAAAAAGCAUACGCGUCGCCGAGCAAAAUCACACAUUGCCCCUGAACAGUCAUUAUCUUCAUUGCCAUCACCUGAAUUGGUUCCACAGAGCCAAUGGGCAAACUUGCCCCCCGAGUUGCUUCUUGACAUAAUUCAACGCUUGGAAGCGAGCGAGACCUCCUGGCCUGCUCGGAGAGAUGUCGUUGCCUGUGCUUCGGUUUGCAGGUCAUGGAGGGAGAUUACAAAAGAGAUAGUCAAGACUCCAGAGCAAUGUGGCUGGCUUACCUUCCCCAUCUCACUGAAGCAGCCGGGUCCAAGAGAUGCUCCGAUCCAAUCUUGGUCUAAGCCCUGUUAUACUAAUUCCACCAUGAGGGUAUCCUUGAAUUUUGUAGACCGGUUACUAAUGAUCUCUUAUGAAUCUACAGCUCUGUCUGGGGAUAUGAGUAAGCUAUUGCUGGCAGCGAGAAAGAUCAGACGGGCAACUAGUACAGGUUUUGUGAUAUCCUUGGUUGCAGAUGAAUUUUCUCGAGCAAGCAAUACCUAUGUUGGAAAACUAAGGUCUAAUUUUCUGGGGUCCAAGUUUACCAUUUAUGACAGUCAGCCUCCACAAAACCCAGCAAUCCAAACAAAUUGUAGGUCACAUCGCAGAAUCAAUUCAAAGCAGGUAUCCCCAAGGGUACCUGCCAGCUGUUUUAGUGUUGCUUCUGUAUCUUAUGAACUCAAUAUCCUCCGAACAAGGGGCCCAAGGAGAAUGCAAUGCACCAUGCAAUCAAUCCCCAUAACAGCAGUUCAAGAAGGGGGCUUUGCUCCAACUCCAACAGAGUUAUCAACUUGCUUAAACCAGAAAUGCUCUCCAUUGUCCAUUUCGCAAGGGAAGAAGCCACUUGCUAACUUGGGCUCUAGUAGUCCCACACUGGAUUUGGAACAUGGCAUGAAGGAUCCACUCAUUUUGAAAAAUAAAUCCCCUCGAUGGCAUGAACAGCUGCAGUGUUGGUGUCUAAACUUUAAGGGUCGUGUUACAGUGGCAUCCGUGAAGAAUUUCCAGCUGGUGGCUUCUGCAGAGCCUUGCCAUAAUGUUUCAUUGGCUGAACAAGAGAAAGUAAUCCUGCAAUUCGGGAAGAUCGGUAAAGACAUUUUCACUAUGGAUUAUCGCUACCCUCUCUCUGCUUUCCAAGCCUUCGCAAUUUGCUUGAGCAGCUUUGACACGAAACCAGCCUGUGAAUGAUUUACUGUCUAUUCAAAUCAUGUGAUUAUCAUGUUCGUCUUCCCUUAGAUUUAACUGUAAAUACACUUCGUGAAACAAAGCACUUCAGGUUGUGCCUUUUGGUCCA